AUGGCAGAGCAUCAUCCACUUCCCGCGCUACCUCCCCAGCAUCAGCAGCCAAAUCAGCAAUUCUACCACGACGGAGCCGCCAAUUCGUACAACGAGCCUUCUACUCGCUUCCCGUCCUACCAGCAACCGUACGAUCAGCCGCCUCGCCAACAGACUCAAACACAACAAAUCCCUCCAAUUCAGAAGCAGCCGCAGUCUCCCCAUAGACGACCUAGAACAUUCAGCUUCCAGUCCAACAGGUCCCACAAGAGCUCGGGAAGUCACCACAAAAUCGACUUACACGAGAGCCAUCAAGAGAAGGAAGCAAAAAGAUUACACAGCAAAGCCGAUCCCACCGUCGCUAUGAGCGAGGCCGAACCUUCCGCCGUUCAGGCAAUGACUAAGUCGUCUUUGGCCCCAUUGCGCGCAAUUCAGCACAAGGAUACAACUGGCAACCCAAUCUCCGAGCCCGAUCGAUCCAACCCGACUCGUAGCCGGUGGGAGCGACCCUUGGAUACCAUCCGCAGCUUCGAGGCCGCCAUUGAUGGAGGUUACCGAGACAGGGAUCGCCGCCAAUCAUAUCGCUCAGAUGCCGAGUCUGUUGCGACAUGGAACCGACGGAGCAGUUACUACGCCACCAGCGGAAAUCGCCACCCCCAUGACAGCUAUUAUGGCGGGCGUCCCGGUUCCUUCCGUCCCGAGAGCACUCAGAUCGAGAUGGGCUCCACCCGCCAGAGCUACUAUGAUCAGUACCACAAUGGGGCCGGAGGAGGAUAUUAUAAUGGCAACAUUCCCUAUCGUCAGAGAGUUCCCAGAACGCAAACAGAUCCACAUAUGAAUGGAUAUGGCCGCGGCGAUCAGACCGUUUAUCCUUUGUCUAACAAGGACCGCUCGUACGAAACUGUCACGUCCGCGGCCGGAAGUGGGAGUUCGGCGGAGCACGCCGGCUACCAUACCGACCCGACUAGCAGCGACAACAGCUCCAUCGAGCGAGCUCCGGCACCGAGGCCUGAGCCUGUUAACGACUACGGUAUCGGCUUCAGCCAGGGGCAGUCAUCAUACCAACCGUCUGCAUUCAGUCUCGAUAAUGGCACACCCAACGGCAAAGGCCCCGCUCAUUCAUCUGUGAAGCAGGGCCCCCAAAUUUCCGGCAAGGGCGCAAACGUGCUCCGAAGACCAGCCGCAGCCCCGCCUCAACAGCAGCAGCAGCAGCAGCAGCAGCAGCCGCCGCCGCCUCAACAGCCGCAGGAGCGACCUGAAUCAUCAAAGAGGAAAAGCUGGUUUUCUCGCCGGUUCAGCAAAGCAUCCUGA
Messenger RNA from Colletotrichum higginsianum IMI 349063, 1290 nucleotides. RefSeq lists its product as uncharacterized. Lineage: Eukaryota; Fungi; Ascomycota; Sordariomycetes; Glomerellales; Glomerellaceae. The coding region runs from base 1 to 1290 and encodes 429 amino acids. The record is from RefSeq and is a predicted model, not a curated record. The transcript is spliced from 4 exons.